This is a messenger RNA of Patiria miniata (bat star), 1838 nucleotides long. Its product is annotated as monocarboxylate transporter 12-B-like. The coding region runs from base 13 to 1353 and encodes 446 amino acids. The transcript has 4 exons. NCBI's taxonomy places the organism in Eukaryota, Metazoa, Echinodermata, Asteroidea, Valvatida, Asterinidae. The record is from RefSeq and is a predicted model, not a curated record. Gene Ontology annotation, biological process: transmembrane transport; monocarboxylic acid transport. Gene Ontology annotation, molecular function: monocarboxylic acid transmembrane transporter activity.
CAGGGCUUCAUCAUGGGCAGGGUUCAAGCUGGUCGUUCCCACCAGGGUUGGUGCGCAGUUCUCUGUCUGUUUGUCAGCUAUGUGUUGUGGCUGUGGCUCAUCAAGGGACUUGGAGUGAUGUUACCAACACUACAAGAGCAAUUUGCGGCCCAAACUUGGCUAGUCGGCUGGAUGCUAUCGAUUAUCACUGCAUUCAUAUGUGUUACUGGUCUUUUUGCUAGGCCACUUGAGGUCAUAUUUGGUACUCGCACGGUGGUGACGGUCGGCGGUUUCAUCUUUGGUGUUUCUAUGAUCAUCGCUUCUUUCUCCACUAGUAUUGUCAUGUUGACAUCAAUACUAGCACUGACAGCUGGACCUGCUCUAAGUGUCGUCCAUAUUCUGACAAGGGCGCUACUCGGGCGCUGUUUUACGACAAAUUAUGGCAUGGCGGUAGGAAUAGGGACAUCAGGAGGCGCAGUAGGCUUGAUAACCGUUGGGCCUUUUACCCAACUGUUGCUGGAUACGUACGGCUGGAGAGGGGCUUUGCUUAUUCUUGGAGGGUUGACCAUGCAUCUUGGGGUGUGUGGCGCUCUCUUGCGUUCAGCAUCGACUGAUGAAACAAAUGACAGCUAUCAGCCGGUGAGCACCGAGCCCAAUGAGGAACCAAAAGUCAGCUCAACAAGUGCCGAGGAGACAGGCAACUUGAAACAGUCAUCACGGCUUGGUGCCUUCAAAGACGCCCUCGGUGCGCAGAUAAAACAUUUUGGAUUUUCGGUUUGUUUCAAGUUCUCAUUUUGGAUCACAGCAGUCCCCUUCAUAUGCAGCCGCUUUGUGAGUGAUCAAUGGAUGAUCUAUUACGUCUCCCAAGCCGAAGCCAAAGGCUUCUCUCCUUACGACGCUGUGACAUUCACCACAGCUGGAGGGGUCGGCAACGUCGUUUUCAGGAUUUUGUUCGGUUGUAUCGUCGAUAAAGGUUGGUUAAAAUUGAGACCGGUGAUCGCACUGAUGAUCACACUGAGUUCCUCAGCUAUGCUGAUAACUCCCUGGAUAAACUCUUAUUGGUUGAUGAUGGUCACUGCAGUUUUCUAUUGUGGCAGUAGUGGAGCAGGUGCUUCACUGAAUGAUCUGUACACCAGGGAGCUGCUUGGACCUGAUCUCUUGGCAUGUGCUUUCGCUUGGAUGGAGCUGGUGACGGCCAUUUUAUGCUUCAGCCUUGGAUUCUUUCCAGGUUGGAUGUACGACCAGACUGGCAGUUUUGAUUGGGCCUUUUUCAUCCUGGGAUGCAUUACAGCUCUAUCGUUGAUGGCGCUGUUGAUGGAAUGUUUCCAGGCGAGAUGCAAGUCCAAGCAGCCGGCUAUAAGUAACCCUAAUUAAACUACAAGAAUGCUGACGCGUGACAUGAAAAAAACCCAACUUGUUAUAGAAUGGAUCAUCUACUCUUUCAUUGCAAUCUGAUGAUUGUGGACGAUAGUCUUAGUUUUAAAAACAAUAACAUGUCCGUGUAUAAAGUGCAUGUUAUUGCGUUAAAUUUGAAAUUCUAAGAUUAAUUUUCAAACUACUUUAUUGGAAGAACGAUAUAAACAGUAUUAGUGCUCAUUUAUAUAUAUUGUUACUUUUUCCUAACAGAAUUAACCAAUGCUCAGUUUAAGAAAAUUAAAAAGCACAAGUAAUACAGUACACUAUAAAAAAGAUAUAUCCACGCUGUAUUUGAUUUUAUAAAGCAGUUUUGAUGUUUCGUUGAAUUACAGUUUUCAUGCAAAUUUUUCUUUUCUUUUAUGACAGAAUCUGGUUAAUUUACACUUUGUUGUAAAAUUAGCACAGCAGAGUAACGUGUUUUGUAAAUAUAUGUGGUUUGAUGG